Molecule: messenger RNA, 1133 nt
Organism: Bolinopsis microptera
Lineage: Eukaryota; Metazoa; Ctenophora; Tentaculata; Lobata; Bolinopsidae
Product: G-protein coupled receptor 4-like
Exons: 2
Coding region: 165-1133 (322 amino acids)
Biological process (GO): G protein-coupled receptor signaling pathway
Cellular component (GO): membrane
Molecular function (GO): G protein-coupled receptor activity
Source: RefSeq, a predicted model, not a curated record
GUUUUGCUGUAGAUUUUACGAUCCUAAACUUGUUGGACUCGUGCUACGAAACAAGGACCUACUACGAGAUCUCCGAUACCGGCCUGAGAUUCUCCCUAGCAGCUUACUGUUUCCUGACUGCAGCCUUCGCAGCAGCUGGAAACUCAGUAGUCCUAGUAGCCUCCAUGAAGUACAAAGCUAUAAAACUAGACCGAGUGUCCACCAUCUUGAUCAGGAACAUAGCUAUCGCUGAUCUAGCGUACUCGCUGUUGGUGAUGUUACAAGUUGGGUUGUCUCUAUCAGUGAACUCCUGGCCGUACGGUGACGGACACGAUGCUCUCUGUCACCUCUCAACCUAUCUUCAACACGCUCUAGCCUUCACUGAUAUCAACCUCAUCUGUGCUCUGAACAUUGCCAAGCUGACCUGCAUCAUGUUCCCGCUCUACGCCAGACUCAGAUCAUUCAGGAAGGGAGCUGUAAUAAGUGGUAUUGUCUGGCUGAUUGCCAACUUGUACCCACUACAAGCCCUGAAGAGAGGGGUGUACUUCGAUUACAGGUCCUACAGAUGUGCCUACGUUCACACACCUGAUUACUGGGUAUGGUUAGAUCCGGUCAACAUAUCCCUCUUCCUGCUCCUCCCCACCUGCAUCGUCUUCAUCACCACCCUCUGGUUAUUGUUCUACGUGAGGAGGAUAACAGGGGCUCACAAGCAGGCUGUGUUCACCAUGCUGCCUGUUUCUGUGGUGUUCUGUCUGUCUUAUGCUCCUAUUGGAGGGUACUUUGUAGCAGAGAAGUGGAUUAUAGAGAACGCUGGCCAGGAACUUUAUAAGGACCGGCUUUAUACGAGUCUGUACAGAUACGGCAUGUUGAUCAAGUUCAUCAACAACAGUGCCAAUCCAAUCAUUUACUUCUUUACUGUUCAGAGUUUUAGGACUUUUGUAAUGCAGAAAAUAUUCAGAGUUAAAUCGGCUGAUUUGAGCAGAACGAUGACUCGAAUGACUCGAGUGGAUAACAGUACAAGAUUCUCAAGACAAUUAACCAAUAUAAAUAUCUCAUUACCUGCUACACAGAGGCUUUCACGGCAGGUCACCAGUGUAAAUAAUCUGGGGAUUGUUACAAAACCUAUCGUAACCACGGUAACUGAGGGAAACUAA